AUGUCGAAAAAUAUAUUGGUGAUGACUUUUCACGGUUUAGUAUGGGCGGGCGUGAUAGCUUUCGCGUUUUGGGCGACCGGCGCUAACGCUGGGGCGGCGCGCUACGAUUCCGCGACUCCUUAUACGCCGCCCUACAACAAAUACAAAUAUAUACCUUUGCACAAUGAACCUGAUGAUGUUACUUCGUUGUCCGAGGAGGAAUCUUCAUCAUCAGGGAUGCCUCCAUCAGAAAUGAUUCUCACCGCCCUGCGGACUGCGCUAGAUGUUGUUAGAAAUAUAAAUAAAAACAGGCUUAAUACACCUGCAAUUGCUAGCAACAGUAAUUCUACUUCUGUUAAGCACAGACGUAGACAGUCAAGCAACGACACUGUAAGUGGGAGAGGGUUUGAGGAUUACUACGACGAGCAUCAUGACCACCAUCACGAAGUCGAAACGACCACAGCCAAGCCCAUGAAGCAGGGAAGAUAUACUGAUCCAUGGGCUGGAUACUAUGACUGGAUCAUUAACGAGGGAUCUUUCAAAUUUUGGAGUGUUUUCCAGCUGUUUACUGCUGCGCUUCUUCUGUAUGCCUGUUUCUCAGCCAUCUACUACGCGAAAUUCAACCCCAUCCUACCAGAUUACAGUUUGGAAUAUGACGAUUACUUCUUAGAAAGAAGUGUCGGUAGAAAGGCGAGAAGUUUGGAUCCCUCCGAAAUGAUAUCCGGCUUAAGUUGGAUAAAUCCAUCCACUUUCCAAUUUAUUCUCAACGCUAUCGCAAAACAUUAUGAAGACCAAUAA
Messenger RNA from Pieris brassicae (large cabbage white), 777 nucleotides. RefSeq lists its product as uncharacterized. Bases 1 to 777 code for a protein of 258 amino acids. The record is from RefSeq and is a predicted model, not a curated record. Lineage: Eukaryota; Metazoa; Arthropoda; Insecta; Lepidoptera; Pieridae. The transcript has 4 exons.